Molecule: messenger RNA, 329 nt
Organism: Racocetra persica
Lineage: Eukaryota; Fungi; Glomeromycota; Glomeromycetes; Diversisporales; Gigasporaceae
Source: the annotation of a GenBank genome assembly
AUUGAUCAAAACAUGUCUACAAAACAUAAAAGUUAUAUGGUUAAACAAAAGCUUGAAAUUAUUUCAAAAGCAAAAGAAACAUCUAAUAAAGCAGCAAUACAAAUAUUCAGUGUUGAUUAUUCUCAAGCAAUGAAAAAAACUGGUUCACAUGUAUUCUUGCAAUCUUGGCUAAUAGAAUUAAACUUCCCUCAUAGUAAUUUUCAAAAGCAAAAAACUUCUCUGAGUAUUCCUCAUAGUAUUGAAACAAAAUCAGAGGAACAAAUAGUAAUUUUGGUAGAUGAUGAAGAAAAUUACCCAAUCGUUUAUAUUGAAAAUCUGCUUGAGUACUG